Molecule: messenger RNA, 867 nt
Organism: Miscanthus lutarioriparius
Lineage: Eukaryota; Viridiplantae; Streptophyta; Magnoliopsida; Poales; Poaceae
Source: the annotation of a GenBank genome assembly
AUGGCGUACUACUCGGGCGGCGGCAAGCUGUCGGCGGUGGACGCCAUCCUGGCGGAGGCGGCGGACCUGGUGGCGCUCGAGCAGAUCGCCAAGCUCAACACGGCCCACCUCGCCGACGACUCCGCGCUCCCGUCCAGCCUCGAGGUCCGCUUCCGCAAGCUCAAGUCCCUCCCCUCCGCCGCCGCACCGCCACCCGUCAGGACCCUCACCCGCAGCGUCACCGCGCCGGGCCCCGCCGCCGCUCUGCCCGGCCCCAACCCUCCCACUCCUGAUCCCGCUCCGCCUGAGCAUCCGCCGGCGGUCCACGAAGACCCGCCGCUGCCGCUGCCGCUGCCGGGAGACGCGGAGACGAAUGGCGGCGAGUCCUCGCCGCGGCAGGCUCGUGCUCCGGCCCCCGCACCCGCGGCCCACGACGACGCCGACGACGCCGAGGACCUGGAGCGGCUGUUUGGGUCGGCGCCGCGGGGGCGGCCGACGCUGCGGGAGCGGAACAGGGGGAGGGACUCCUCCUCCGCCUCCCCCUCGCCGCCGCCGCCGCGUCAGGCGUGCUGCUUCGGCUUCUCCCCCAAGAAGCCCUUAGAGAGGACGCCGUCGUCCAAGGGCAAGAAGAAGGUCCACCACAGGUCCGGCAACGGCGACGUUCUCGGCGUCGACUCCGGCGAGUGGGGCGACGAGAACAGGAGGAUGGCCACCGAGCUCAGGGAGCAGCAGCGCAGGCUCAGGAAGGCGCUGGAGGACCAGGUGCAGGUCAGCAAGGAGACCGCCAAGAUGGCUCGCUGGGUCAAGCAGGCGUCCGCGCGCAUGACGCAUGUCGAGGCCAUUGACGACCUGCUCAGUGAUUGCGAGGACGAUGAGGAGCUCAAAUGA